Sphaeroforma arctica JP610 is the source of this 252-nucleotide messenger RNA. RefSeq lists its product as hypothetical. Lineage: Eukaryota; Ichthyosporea; Ichthyophonida. The record is from RefSeq and is a predicted model, not a curated record. The annotation marks the transcript as partial. The transcript has a single exon.
AUGGAGCCUCACGUCCGUUUAAAGAUACUCGAACGUAUACCGCUGUGCGGUAUGGACGUACAGUUCUCUGACGACUCGCAGUGCCAAGUGACGAUCACUAAGAAAUCCCGCGGACCCGCCCAUGCACAUGUGUGUAAGGGUAGGGAUCCGAACGAUAAAUCGCCGACCAAUGGAGAGACCCAGGAAGUCUGCGGAAGACGGGGAAGUGAUACUGUACUGGCCAGGAUAGAGUUCUGCUCCCUGCCCGCAGCG